AUGCAGCUCAGCCACUCUCGACGGACGCUGGACGUGUCCGUUUGUGCCGGCUGAUGCGGGCACGGUGCGACGUCGCACGACACGACGAUCAACAACUCCGACAUCGUCGUCUUCGGCACGAUACGAUGGGCAGAUCGAUACGAGAGGGCGUGCUCACUUUCAGCAGCGUCCUAACUACGUCGAUGCAUCGCUCGAGCGUCCUCGGUCGGACACGUGUUCGGUCACCCAAUCGCCUCGAUCGCCCCGUUCGCCCUCUCGCCACUCGACCGAUGGGUGUGGUGAGUACUUCACUCAGAUACUUUCCAGCUCACACCCAUCCGCUCACCUCAUGUUUGUCUAUGCUGCUCAUCACUCUAGUUGAGGUCGCGCGUUGGCCGACUCGCUGGCAUCCGAGCUUCGCCCCACACCGCUCUGUGACUUGUACGACCAUACUCUGCGAUCACAAUGCCACGUCCUCAUCAGUAACAUCAACAUGAUUGUCCCCCUUCCUGAGGCCUCGCAUCGAUGUACACAUCACUCGACCCACAUUGCCGCACUGUAGACCGGUGACGAUCACCUCCGCCACCCCCACAUCGUUCACUCGCGUCGUCAACGUCGACCGAUCGCUCGAGUGCAAUCACUCGCUGUCACAUCGGGUCUCUUCGAAGAGCCUCAUCGACGCGGGAAGCUCGGAAUCUUUUGGAACAUCUGUUGCUCGACUCGGCGACCAUUUGAUCGAUGCCCGUCCGACGCUUCGCACCCAUCAUCGACCCUCGGUCCGAUCGACCGAUCAACCGACCGAACUGACAAACCUCUUCCGCCCGAUCUCGCCCCCGUCCGUGCUCAUCCCAUCACCACGACAUGCGAAGUAA
This is a messenger RNA of Microbotryum saponariae, 851 nucleotides long. The record is from the annotation of a GenBank genome assembly. Lineage: Eukaryota; Fungi; Basidiomycota; Microbotryomycetes; Microbotryales; Microbotryaceae.